Molecule: messenger RNA, 3795 nt
Organism: Tachyglossus aculeatus (Australian echidna)
Lineage: Eukaryota; Metazoa; Chordata; Mammalia; Monotremata; Tachyglossidae
Gene: RABEP1
Product: rabaptin, RAB GTPase binding effector protein 1
Exons: 18
Coding region: 11-2629 (872 amino acids)
Biological process (GO): Golgi to plasma membrane transport; endocytosis
Cellular component (GO): endosome; endocytic vesicle
Molecular function (GO): growth factor activity; GTPase activator activity
Source: RefSeq, a predicted model, not a curated record
CCCGCCCGCCAUGGCGCAGCCGGGCCCCGAGCCCCAGCCCGACGCUUCUCUCCAGCAACGCCUGGAAGAAUUGGAAAAAGUCAAUGCCGAGUUUUUACGCACCAAGCAGCAGCUUGAGCAAGAAUUUAACCAAAAGAGGGCGAAAUUCAAAGAGCUGUACCUGGCUAAAGAAGAGGACCUGAAGAGACAGAGUGCGGUCCUGCAGGCGGCCCAAGACGACCUGGGGAACCUCCGGACUCGACUGCGGGAGGCCCAGGCGGAGAUGGAGAACAUCAAGGCCGUGGCCACCGUCUCUGAGAACACUAAGCAGGAAGCGAUCGACGAGGUGAAGAGGCAGUGGCAGGAAGAGGUGGCUUCGCUGCAGGCUGUCAUGAAAGAAACAGUUCGGGACUACGAGCACCAGUUCCACCACCGGCUGGAACAGGAGCGAGCGCAGUGGGCUCAGUACCGGGAAACGGCCGAGAGGGAAAUCGCCGACCUGAGAAGAAGGCUGUCCGAAGGCCAAGAGGAGGAAAAUCUAGAAAAUGAAAUGAAAAAGGCCCAAGAGGACGCAGAGAAGCUCCGCUCGGUCGUGAUGCCGAUGGAGAAGGAGAUUGCUGCUUUAAAGGAGAAACUGACGGAGGCCGAGGACAAGAUUAAAGAGCUGGAGGCCUCAAAGGUUAAAGAACUGAACCAUUACCUGGAAGCCGAAAAGUCCUGCCGGACAGAUUUGGAGAUGUACGUCGCCGUCUUGAACACCCAGAAGUCGGUCCUGCAAGAAGACGCCGAGAAGCUCCGGAAAGAACUGCAUGAAGUGUGCCACCUGCUAGAGCAAGAGCGCCAGCAGCACAACCAGCUGAAGCACACGUGGCAGAAGGCCAACGACCAGUUCCUGGAGUCCCAGCGCCUGCUCAUGCGGGACAUGCAGCGCCUGGAGAGCGUGCUCACCUCCGAACAGCUCCGCCAGGUCCAGGAGCUCAAGAAGAAAGACCAGGAAGAAGACGAGCAGCGGCGGCUGGACAAGGGGAAGGAGGAGCGGAAGGCGGCCGACCCGGAGGAGGAGGAGGAGGAGGCGAAAGUCCCGGCGGGGUGCCCUCUGCCCCACGAAGACUCCCUCGCCCAGCUCCCUGGCAGAGAGGCGCCGCCCGGCAGCUCCCACGGCUCCGCACACUCACUGGACGCCGACCCACCGCCGCCGCCACCGCCGCCCCCCGCCUCCGGCGAGCCCUUCGGCCGAGCGGACGGAGACCCGUUCAAGGACGGCCUCAGGAGGGCCCAGUCCACCGACAGCCUCGGCCCCCCGGGGCCCCCGCCGCCCAAGGCCCUGGGCUACAACCACAAGGCCAAGUCGGCCGGCAACCUGGACGAGUCGGAUUUCGGGCCUCUGGUGGGCGCCGACUCGGCGGCGGAGCACUUGGACACGGCCUCCCUAGGGUCCCUGCAGAUGCCUAGCGGCUUCAUGCUGACCAAAGACCAGGAGAAGGCCAUCAAGGCCAUGACCCCCGAGCAGGAGGAGACCGCGUCCCUGCUGUCCAGCGUCACGCAGGGGGUCGAGAGCGCCUACGUGUCCCCCAGCGGCUAUCGCCUGGUCAGCGAAACCGAGUGGAACUUGCUGCAGAAGGAGGUGCAGAACGCCGGAAGCAAGCUUGGCCGGCGCUGUGAUAUGUGCUUCAACUACGAGAAGCAGCUGCAGGGGGUUCAGCUUCAGGAGGCCGAGACGCGGGAGCAGGUGAAGCGGCUGCAAGCGAUGCUGCGGCAGGCCAACGAGCAGCUGGAGCGCGGGUUGCGGGACAAGCAGGAGCUGGAGGAGGCCCUGACUGUGCGCGCCGAACACGCCCAGCACCAGAUCUCCACCCUGCUGCUGAGAGCCCAAGAGUCGGAGGCCGCCCUCGGCCAGCUGCAGCAGGACUUCUCCCAGGCCAAGAGGAGCGUCCAGGAGCAGAUGGCUGUGCUGACGCAGUCCCGGGAGCAGGUCUCCGAGGAGCUGGCUCGGCUGCAGAGGGACAACGAGAGCCUCCAGGGCAAGCACAGCUGGCACGCGGCCCUGCAGCAGGCCGAGGACUUCAUCCUCCCGGAAUCCUCCGAGGAGCUCCGGGAGCUGGUCCUCCAGUACCGGGAGCACACCAUCGGGGCGAGGACCGCCGCCGACCACCUGGAGGAGAAGCUCAAGGCCGAGAUCCUCUUCCUGAAGGAACAGAUCCAAGCGGAGCAGUGCCUGAAGGAGAACCUGGAGGAAACCCUGCAGCUGGAGAUCGAGAACUGCAAGGAGGAGAUUGCAUGCAUUUCCAGCCUCAAAGCUGAAUUGGACAGAGUGAAGGCGGAGAAGGAGCAGCUGGAAGCGGGCCUGGCCGAGCGGGCGCAGCAGCUGGAGGGCCUCCGAGACCUCAAAGCUACGGCCGAAGAGCAGCUGAGGAAGGAGGCCGCCGCCAAGGCCGACGCGGAGCAGCUGAUGAUGGAGGAGAAGAACAAGGCCCAGCGGCUGCAGACCGAGCUGGACGUCAGCGAGCAGGUGCAGCGGGAUUUUGUCAAGCUGUCCCAGACGCUGCAGGUGCAGCUGGAGCGCGUCCGCCAGGCCGACUCCCUGGAGCGGGUCCGGGCCAUCCUGAACGACACCAAACUGACGGACAUUAACCAGCUGCCCGAGACAUGACCCCCGGUGGGCGCCGCCCCCCCCCCACGGGGGGCACUUUUAACUCCCCUUUCUAGCACCAUUAAUUCUUAUUUAACUCUAACUCGAGGGGCUCGCGUGGCGGGGGGGGGGGGGCGGCCGGACGCUUGUUUGCGGAGAGAGGAGAGACUGGGUCCCGGACCAGGGCGCCCCACCUCCCGCCCCCACCCCUCCCAGGGUCCGCCGGGGGGGCCGGUUGACCUUCCUUUGUGUUUGAGUAGGGCUAGUCGGUAGCCAGGCCGAAAGCAUAGCGCGCUGAAUGACUAUUUUAUAUUAAAAUGAGAAGGGAGCGGGCCCGGGGUUGGGGCGGGAGGGGCGGGGCACCUUGACCCGUUUUUCUGUUGCCCGUUUGCCCGUUCCGGAACGGGCGCCGCCAAGGCUGGCAUCCAGAAAGCACAAGCGAGGCGGCACGGAAGCCCCUCUGCGGGCAGCCCCGGGGCUCCCAACACUACACCCGUCCCCCCCACCCCACCCCGGCCCUAGAUGGACGGACUCACCCCUGAGUUGACUGACCGGCUGAGACGACCCCCCCACACCCCCAGCCCUCUCUGCUCUUCGGGACCCGCGGGCGCCAGGCUCCGCCGCUGCUCGGGCCGCAGUCCGUGCGUGGACGAUGAGGAGCUGGGGCGCCCGCCCUGAGCUGCUUGCCGGGCUGGCACCGGGUCGAGCCGUGGGUUCAGGCCCUCCCCCCCAGCAGACAGCCAGUGCCACCGGACUGGUGGCGGCGGCCCCCCCUGAGAGCCACGGCCAGGGGCUGACCUCCUUGGCCACUAAGAAAUGGAGGUAAGAAACCUGACAAUUUUUUCCGCGCCCCCAUCCCCAAGCAACCACUUCGCUCUGCUCUUCCUCCCUCUGCCACCCAGCAGCGGCCUUCUCGCCAGGCGGACGUCGGUGGGUGUAGAGAGGAGGAGCCCGUCCUGUCCCUUGGCCGCAGGGGAAGGGUCCCCUUGGGCCCAGUAUCCCUGCAGGCCACCCCACCCCGUGUGAUGGAGGUGGGCCAGAGGGCGUGACACGGGCCUGUGCGGUGAUGGCUGUGGCUCCGUUGCGGGCGGAGCCGGUGUAACCAACCGCUGUUAACUGUACUGAACGUGCGGGUGUGAGUGUGUGUCCAUAUGGAGGAAGUGUUCCCAUUAAAACAAAAAGCUGCU